UUUUGCCGCCGGUAAAGAACGCGCAGUCACCCAACCCUUCUUGCCCUUAUAUACAUAGCUCGUCCCAUUACGCGCUAAAACAACACCGCCACCGACCCGCAUGGGUGCAUCACGAGCGCGCCGGCGGGGAGCGUCAUGUUGCGUGCAUAUAGCAGAUACAAUCAUGGGGCGUGAGCAGCAAAGUCACAAGGGUGACGGCGGGUACUCACAACUCGUGACUGUAUGACGACCUCGUCGCUAAAUUUCUUGACCCCUUCGCUCAUCCACGUAGGGUCGCAUUCGCGACUCUUCUCGUAUGCCUCCCAUCACGAACGCUAGAAGAUAUGAUUGAUGCCGGGCGGCACCCGUGGCUAUUGUAGUUGCACCUACAUUUGUGAUUCUUGUCAAGAGCUUCCCCGGAUCACCUCGGUCUUCAUCACUGCGCCAUCGCAAGCAGGUCGUGACCGCCUGCUACGGAAUCGAGGACAUCUGCCAAGCACGCAAAAUCGGAUAGAAUGAGCGCAGCUAACGACUUGCUCGCGCAGCAUAUCAUUGAGCGAAUGCUCGCAGAUGUAGAAGUGCUGGAGCAAGUUGGCGCCUUGGAGACCGAUUCGGCAAGCACCAUCAGAUCUCAGUUACACCCUCUCUUAUCUGACGAAGGCAGUGCAGUGGCCUCCACGGCGACUGCUGUGAGCGCCUUGAGGAUCUCUGCAGCUGCCCAAAAGCGCGAGGCUCCACCACCCCCCACAUCGGCGUCUUCCGCACCUAAAGAUCUCGCCAAAGCUCUCUGGGCUUAUCCUGGAGAAGAUAGCGAUGAAUUGAGCUUUGGCGUUAAUGACACCAUAGUGGUGACGGAAAGAACGAGUUCCGACUGGUGGAAAGGCCACGUGCAAGGCAGUCCUGCUGUCGUCGGAUUGUUCCCCAGCAACUACGUCGAGGUCAUUGCGUCUUCCCCAGCACCUGCGCGGGCCGUUCCUCCAGCAUAUCGAGCAAGCGUCUCCUCCUCCUCCUCAGCAGUCGCCUCCUCCGAGAAAUCUAGCUCCUCCGCACAAGCGUCCAACGGCGAAAGGUUAUCGACCAUCGGUCCGCCUAAAUGGAAGCCUGGAGUGAGCCGUUGGAGCUCGGGAGCAGCGCAGCCGGAACGAGCUGUCAGUCCCUACUCUACUCCUGCCGGACCCUCGGCUCCUCCACCGCCCGUUAAUCCUAACGCUCCGACACCUGAAGAUCCGGCCAUCGCACAAGCCAAGAGAGAUAGGUUCAAGGGCAUCGGUAACAAGGUGGGCGAUAGCGCCGUCCGCGGCUUCGGUUUUGGUCUCGGUGCAGGCAUGGCAGGCAAGAUUCUUUGAAGCGGUUCUCACGCUUCUUGUCAAGACACACAUCUCUGAUGAGUUCAAAAAUUGGUUCAUUGCAUUCACUUUGCGGCUCGACAAUCUUCCAGUUCUGUUUGAUGAAGUGUCUGUGCCUCGCAAACCCUCCUGUCGAUACGCUCG
Molecule: messenger RNA, 1469 nt
Organism: Ceraceosorus guamensis
Lineage: Eukaryota; Fungi; Basidiomycota; Exobasidiomycetes; Ceraceosorales; Ceraceosoraceae
Product: SH3-domain-containing protein
Exons: 6
Coding region: 495-1325 (276 amino acids)
Biological process (GO): protein transport to vacuole involved in ubiquitin-dependent protein catabolic process via the multivesicular body sorting pathway
Cellular component (GO): ESCRT-0 complex
Molecular function (GO): protein binding
Source: RefSeq, a predicted model, not a curated record